AUAGCCCACAAAAUGGUCCAUCAAUGUAUCCAUCUACCCUUCACUAUCAAACAUUGUUGACAACUUAUGAAAGGUGUCCCAGCCUCGCCAAAGUUUUCACAACUUUCAAAAGGGUCUUGCAAGAGAAGGACUUCACAUGUUGGCAUGGUAACAACAAACAACAACAACACCGUUUUCUAGCCUGCGGCAGGUUUUGUGUAGGAGGGAAAGCAGCAAUGGAAGAUGAGGCUUUGAUUGAUUAUAAGAGUGAAGGUGUUGAAGGAAGCAUAGAAUGUGAAAGUGGUUGCAAUGAUGAGAGUUUUGCUGAUUUGAUUAAAGAAAAGGGUGGAGAGAGAAGUUCCAACUCUGAAAUUCUUUUAUCUGAGAUGACAGAAUUUGAUGGUCAGAGUCAAGGUAGUGCAGAAGAUACAUCUUCAUCAACUUCAAUGGGGUUUCAGGAAAUGUCUGCAUCUAAUAGUACAAGUCCACGUGGAAGUGAAGAUGCAGAGAAAAAGGACUUGUGUAAUGAGAAUUUUGAGGAGCAAGUAUCUGGGUUAUCAAUGUCAGUGCUAGAGCAUGAAUUGAUGAAGGAAAGGUUUGCAAAAUUGUUACUUGGAGAAGAUAUGUCAGGUAGUGGAAAUGGAGUCCCUGCAGCCUUGACUAUAUCCAAUGCCAUCACUAAUCUAUGUGCCACCCUCUUUGGGCAACUUUGGAGAUUGGAGCCACUGGCACCAGAAAAGAAAGCAAUGUGGCGACGAGAGAUGGAGUGUCUUCUUAGUGUCAGUGAUUAUAUUGUUGAAUUGAAGCCUACAUGGCAAACAUUUCCAGAUGGAAGCAAACUUGAGGUCAUGACCACUAGACCUAGGUCAGAUCUUUAUGUCAACCUGCCAGCUUUGAGGAAAUUAGAUAACAUGCUUCUGGUAAGAUUUUACACCAUUCAGUGUACAUUAGUCCAGUUUCAAGAAAUAGCACAUACUAAACAUUCUCUCUUCUUUCCAAAGGAAAUUCUGGAUAGUUUUGUUGAUCCGGAGUUUAGGUAUGUUGACCAAGGGGUUCUUGCCCCAGAUGCAGAUGGUUCAUCUUCGUUCCGCCAAGCUCUUCAGCGGCUAGAAGAGAAAUGGUGGCUCCCUGUACCUCAAGUCCCUCCUUCUGGUCUCCAUGAAGAUUCCAGAAAGCAGUUGAUGCACAAAAGGGAUAGUACAAAGCAGAUAUUAAAAGCUGCAAUGGCAAUUAACAGCAUUACUUUAGCUGACAUGGAGAUCCCUGAUACAUACUUGGAAUCUCUUCCAAAGACUGCAAGAGCCAGCUUGGGGGAUGUCAUUUACAGAUAUAUUACAACAGACAAUUUUUCUCCUGAGUGUUUGCUAUCUUGCCUUAAUUUAUCAUCUGAACAUCAAGCCAUAGAGAUUGCCAACAGAGUAGAGGCUUCCAUUUAUAUUUGGCGAAAAAAGAUGAACUCAAGGCCUACUACUACAGGUCGCACUACAAGAUCCAGUUCAAGAUCAUCAUGGGAAAUCUUCAAGGAUCUGAUUGUUGAGGGAGAUAAAAUGGAAACACUUGUAGAAAGAGCAGAAAGCCUUCUACUCUCCUUGAAGCAGCGUUUUCCUGCUCUUCCUCAAACAGCCUUGGAUAUGAGCAAAAUCCAAUGCAACAAGGAUGUUGGCAAAUCCAUUUUAGAGAGCUACUCAAGAGUACUAGAGAGUUUGGCAUCCAACAUUGUAGCACGAAUUGAUGAUGUGCUCUAUGUUGAUGACUUGACAAAGCACUCUGAUGGUGUAAUUGCUCACACGACCAUUUCAAUUCCACACUCAAUGUCUGGCCAAAGCACUCCUCCUCCAUCAUAUAAGUCAUCUUUAGGCACACCAAACUUUUCUCCGGCACGAUGUGUUAGUCCUGCAAAGGGAUCAAAGUCACCAUUCAUCAACAGUAGCAACCUUCCCCAAAGAGGGGUAGGAGUUAGCAAAGUUUUGACUCAUUUUGGUGGCAUUGAGAGGAAAGAGAAGUUUGUUCCAACCUUGAAAACAUUUGAUGAAGUUCCAUUUAGAACAUUUGAUGAAACAGAUAUGGAGUCCAGUGAUUGCACAGAAGAAGAUGUUAAGCUCAAUGUGUUGGACAGGGCAUGGUUAGAGUGAAGGAUUUUAAUGUACAAAUCUUUCACCAAAGUUUAAUUUUGAUACAUUAUCGAUGUAAAAUUUUUAUAAUGUCAACUAAUUUAGAUAACUUUCCAAAUAUGAAUGUUGAAAUAAUUACGUAAGAGUUAAAAUUUUUUCAUAAUAUGAUAAUUCACAUUUGGUUGACAAUAUAAAAAUUAUUUACAUUAUUAGUGUAUUUCAAUUAAACAUUUUACAUUUUGUCAAUUAUUUUUUCCAUCUUUGUAGACAUAUCAAAUAUGUAGAAGACAUGGUUUUAAGUUGAGACUGUGAUUCUUCAUUAAAAAAAAAGUUGAGACUGAGAUUUGGUUUGCAAUCACAGAUUGCUGAGGUAGCAACAGUAGAUGUUGUGGCUUCAUCAUGUAUUGCAGUUCAUAGUUUAAAAAUCUUAAUAGAAGGAUUACAGAUUUAGAGCA
This is a messenger RNA of Glycine soja, 2545 nucleotides long. RefSeq names its product rop guanine nucleotide exchange factor 7-like. Bases 24 to 2111 code for a protein of 695 amino acids. Gene Ontology annotation, molecular function: guanyl-nucleotide exchange factor activity. NCBI's taxonomy places the organism in Eukaryota, Viridiplantae, Streptophyta, Magnoliopsida, Fabales, Fabaceae. The transcript is spliced from 7 exons. The record is from RefSeq and is a predicted model, not a curated record.